Messenger RNA from Daldinia decipiens, 1728 nucleotides. RefSeq names its product HSP20-like chaperone. Gene Ontology annotation, biological process: response to heat; protein folding; response to hydrogen peroxide. The transcript has a single exon. The record is from RefSeq and is a predicted model, not a curated record. The coding region runs from base 554 to 1348 and encodes 264 amino acids. NCBI's taxonomy places the organism in Eukaryota, Fungi, Ascomycota, Sordariomycetes, Xylariales, Hypoxylaceae.
CUCACCUGUUAGUUGACAAUUGUACCUAAAUCAAUUCAAAGACUAUUCUAAGACGAUGCAUGGAAUAGUCGUGAUAAUUCCAAGCGAAUAAUCAGAAGAUUGAUUUUUUUGUAAAAUUUACUUUCAUUCGUAGAAUAAUAGGAUUGGACAAUGAAUCGACUGAUAAAUGUUGGGGCUGGCGUGACAAAAGCAACAAAGUCGUAAAGCCGCGAAACCCGUAGAAGUUUCCAGCCAAUUCUCACAACUUCGCGCACCAUCGUGAGACCUAUCGUCUACUGUACCAACAACGAGAAGUAAGCAUCAUACAUACAUCGAACUACAAUACGUAAUUAAUUGUUUGUAGAAACAUCUGUGUUCUUCUAGAUAGUUUUAGAUGGAUCCAAAAAUGAUUCCAUCGCAAUUCUAUAGGCCUUUCGUGAAGAUGGUAGAACAUACUCAUCUCAUGACUUUUCAAUUAUUUAAGGAGCUGAAGACAUCGUGAGACUUGCUUCUCUCGUUCCUCAGAUCAGACACAAAUCAGAACAACAAUCAUACGCAAACAAACAAGCCUUUUAUGAAACCAUUCACUCGCACUCUUACAAGAGUCAAGCCGCAAAGAAUCAUCAAGCCUAAAUACCUUAAACCGAUCAACACUACAAUUUCACCUGUCAACAAGUUCCACACUACUACAUCCAAAAUGUCGAUGUUUGGACCUCGAUUCUACUCUUCCGCCGAGCCCAACUUCACCGGCCUCUUCCGACUAAUUGACGACUUCGACCGCUACGCUGGACAGAACGAGAACGGCGCAGCUACUCAACAAGCCGGUCGUCAACAUGCUCGUCACCUACCGACCUUCACUCCCAAGUUCGACCUGAAGGAGACCGAGAACAACUACGAGCUACACGGAGAACUGCCAGGCAUCGAGAAAGACCAAGUCCACAUUGAGUUCACCGACCAGCAGACCAUUGUCGUCCGCGGCCGCGUCGAGCGCACUUACACUUCCGGCACUCCUCCCGCCGGUCUCCUCGAGAAGGGCCAGGACGAGUCCAAGGGCGCCAUUGCCGACGCCCCUAAGGAGCAGCACCACGAGAAGGCACCAAAGCCCACGGUUGAAGAUGCUCCCGAGGAUGGUAACAUUACCACCACCGUCGCCGAGACCAACAAGAACAAGGCGGCGGCCGAGCAGCCCAAGCAGCCCCAGCACCGAUUCUGGGUCUCGGAGCGCAGCGUCGGCGAGUUCUCGCGAACCUUCCAGUUCCCGAGCCGCGUCGACACCGACAACGUCAGCGCCUCGCUCAACAACGGUAUCCUGAGCGUCGUGGUCCCCAAGGCUAAGAAGCCCGAGGGACGCCGCGUCUUCAUCAAUUAGGCGAAUUUGCCCGUCUGAUCCGGUGCUUUCCUUGAUAUGUUACUACUGCUACUCUCUUCUUGCUACACGCUCCUUUCUUUAGUCGUUCAUGAAUACGGCAUUACGACUUCACGUCUUCAGCACGGAGUUUUUGGACGGUAUUGCACGGUGGAGGAUCAGGUACAAUGGAUGAAUGAAAAUCGAUUGGGCCGGUCUGGCGUCUGACGGUCAUUCUUAUGGAAAAUAGGGGAGAAGUAGUUCGCGGAGGAAUUGUGAUUUUUUGGUCGUUUCUAUCGAGCUAAUGAUAAGUUGUUUCUGCGGAGGAAGGUAUCGUAUUGUACUUGGGCUUAUGGGUCAUAAUUCAGGGCAAUAUAUCAUUAAUAAAAAUUUUUUAAAAAAAA